CGGCAUUACUAACGCACUACUCUACUCCUGUCAAUUUUCUGUCGUUGUCGUCAGGAAAGAUAGUCAACCAGCACGAUGUCGGACGCCCCAGGCCGCCCCAUGAAGUUCCCCUACACUUUCAGCGCCAAACUGGCGCAGUUCCCCAUGAAGUUCUACGUCCAGAACCAGUGGAUCUGGAAAUACUGGAUGAUCGGAAUCGUUGUCUCCACCCCCGUCUUCUACAAGAUCCACAAAAUGGCCAACUCACCUGCAAACGUCAGCAAAUGGGCUGAGAUCAGGAGGAAGGAGGCAGCCGAGCACCACUAAUUUAGCAAGAUCAAUAAGUACUGGGUUAUAAGAACCAACUUGUGUGAUUUAUUUAUGUUGUAAGCGAAUAUUAAAUCAUGUAAUAGUUA
Spodoptera litura is the source of this 395-nucleotide messenger RNA. RefSeq names its product reduction of Rh1. The record is from RefSeq and is a predicted model, not a curated record. NCBI's taxonomy places the organism in Eukaryota, Metazoa, Arthropoda, Insecta, Lepidoptera, Noctuidae.